This is a messenger RNA of Megalops cyprinoides (Indo-Pacific tarpon), 10142 nucleotides long. It is a transcript of the gene kif1aa, whose product is annotated as kinesin family member 1Aa. The record is from RefSeq and is a predicted model, not a curated record. Bases 396 to 5612 code for a protein of 1738 amino acids. Lineage: Eukaryota; Metazoa; Chordata; Actinopteri; Elopiformes; Megalopidae. The transcript has 50 exons. Gene Ontology annotation, biological process: microtubule-based movement. Gene Ontology annotation, molecular function: microtubule binding; microtubule motor activity; ATP binding.
CUCCCUCUGUGGUGAUGUCACUGGCUCAGUGCAGCUCAGCAUCCCUGCCUUAGUCAAUCAGCAGAGCCAUUUUGGCUUUUGGAUUGUGGAACACUUAAGCCCCAGCCCCCACGACGAAACACUGCAUAGCAGGCCCCGCAGUCCUUCUGGCUAUACCCCCGGCCAUAUACCCGGGUUUGUUUCUGCCUGGGGUACACCUGCUUCGCUAAGGGGGAGCAAGGCAGGCCAUCACUGCUGGGGAAGAACGUUGUGGAAACAACACAGAAGCAAGACGGAUCCAGUGAACAGAAUUACCCAUCGCAAACAGCCAAGCAAACGGGAAAUACAAAGGUAGCGACCCUCACUGGACGGGCCCCCCUCACUCAGGCGUUGCAGAGUGCUUGGCCAGUGGCACCAUGGCAGGCGCCUCAGUGAAGGUGGCGGUGCGAGUCCGCCCCUUCAACUCGCGGGAGAUCAGCAAAGAGAGCAAGUGCAUCAUCCAGAUGUCAGGGAACACCACCACUAUUAUCAACCCUAAGCAGCCCAAAGAGAAUAAGAGCUUCAACUUUGAUUAUUCCUACUGGUCACACACAUCGCCAGAAGACAUCAACUAUGCAUCCCAGCAACAAGUAUACAGAGACAUUGGGGAGGAAAUGCUGCUGCAUGCCUUUGAAGGCUACAAUGUCUGCAUCUUUGCCUAUGGACAGACUGGGGCUGGCAAGUCCUAUACCAUGAUGGGCAAGCAGGAAAAGGACCAGCAAGGAAUAAUCCCUCAGCUGUGUGAAGACCUUUUCACCAAGAUCAACGACAGCAAUAACGACAACAGUAUGUCCUACUCCGUGGAGGUGAGUUACAUGGAGAUCUAUUGUGAACGUGUGCGGGACCUGCUGAACCCCAAGAACAAGGGGAAUCUGCGCGUGAGAGAGCACCCCCUCAUGGGACCCUAUGUGGAGGACCUGUCCAAGCUAGCUGUCACCUCCUACAAUGACAUCCAGGACCUGAUGGACUCUGGAAACAAGGCCAGGACUGUGGCAGCCACCAACAUGAACGAGACCAGCAGCCGCUCCCAUGCCGUUUUCAACAUUAUCUUCACACAGAAACGUCACGAUGCUGAGACUGACAACACCUCUGAAAAGGUCAGCAAAAUCAGCCUGGUGGAUCUGGCUGGGAGCGAAAGGGCAGAUUCAACAGGAGCCAAAGGCACAAGGCUGAAGGAAGGAGCAAACAUCAACAAAUCCCUGACUACACUGGGGAAAGUUAUCUCUGCACUGGCUGAGGUGGAUUCUGGGCCAAACAAGAACAAGAAAAAGAAGAAGGUGGAGAGCUUUAUUCCAUACAGAGACUCUGUGUUGACAUGGCUACUGAGAGAGAAUCUGGGGGGAAACUCUCGCACAGCUAUGGUUGCGGCUCUCAGCCCAGCUGACAUAAACUACGAUGAAACCCUCAGCACCCUCAGGUAUGCUGAUCGGGCCAAGCAGAUCCGCUGUAAUGCCGUAAUCAACGAGGACCCCAACAACCGGCUGGUGCGCGAGCUGAAAGAGGAGGUGUCCCGGCUGAAGGAACUCCUCUACGCCCAAGGCCUGGGGGACAUUAUUGAGACAUAUCGGGGUCCUGGCACCGAGAUUGCUGGUUUGAAAUACUUAUCCGAUUACAAGAACAAUAACAAUAAUCUCCAAGCUGUCAGUCAAAGGGGUGAUCUCUCCACAGUGACCAAUGCCAUGACGGGUAUGAGCCCCUCCCCCUCUCUCUCCGCCCUGUCCAGCCGGGCCGGAUCCAUUAACAGUCUUCACGACCGCAUCAUGUUCAGCCCUGGCAGUGAGGAAGCCAUUGAACGGCUCAAGGAAACAGAAAAAAUUAUUGCUGAGCUCAAUGAAACUUGGGAAGAGAAACUGCGACGCACAGAGGCAAUUCGAAUGGAAAGAGAGGCCCUGUUGGCUGAGAUGGGUGUGGCUAUGCGGGAGGAUGGAGGCACCGUGGGAGUCUUUUCACCAAAGAAGACCCCUCAUCUGGUGAACCUCAAUGAGGACCCACUGAUGUCAGAAUGUCUGCUUUAUUACAUCAAAGAUGGGAUCACUAGGGUGGGGCGUGAGGAUGCCAGCAGCCGCCAGGACAUUGUUCUCAGUGGACAUUUCAUCAAAGAUGAGCACUGCACAUUCACUAGCACCACUGGCCCACUUGGAGAAGUAGCAGUCAUCCUGGAACCCUGUGAGGGGGCGGAGACCUAUGUCAACGGGAAGAGAGUGACAGAGCCCACCGUCCUCCGAUCAGGAAACCGCAUCAUCAUGGGAAAGAGCCAUGUGUUCCGCUUCAACCAUCCAGAGCAAGCGCGACAGGAAAGGGAGCGCACACCCUGCGCUGAGACCCCAGCCGAACCGGUGGACUGGGCGUUCGCCCAGAGGGAACUGCUGGAGAAGCAGGGAAUCGAUAUGAAGCAGGAGAUGGAGCAGAGGCUCCAGGAGCUAGAGGACCAGUACCGCAGAGAGAGAGAGGAAGCCAAUAACCUUCUUGAGCAACAGAGGCUGGAUUAUGAGAGCAAGCUGGAGGCCCUUCAGAAACAGGUAGAUCGUUAUUACCCGGAAGUCCCAGAGGAAGAAGAAGAACCGGAAGAGGAAGUGCAAUGGACAGAACGGGAGAUGGAGCUGGCGCUGUGGGCUUUCCGCAAGUGGAGGUGCUACCAGUUCACCUCCCUGAGAGACUUGCUGUGGGGGAAUGCCAUUUUCCUGAAGGAGGCCAAUGCCAUCAGUGUGGAGCUGAAGAAGAAGGUUCAGUUCCAGUUUGUACUGCUGACAGACACGCUGUACUCGCCGCUGCCCCCCGACCUUUUGCCACCUGAUGCGGCCAAAGACAGAGAGAAACGUCCCUUCCCUCGCACCAUUGUGGCUGUGGAGGUGCAGGACCAGAAGAAUGGGGCUACUCAUUACUGGACCCUGGAGAAACUCAAGCAGAGGCUUGACCUGAUGCGGGAGAUGUAUGACCGUGCGGCGGAAGUGCCCAGCAGUGCUAUUGAGGACUGUGACAAUGUGCUGACGGGCGGGGACCCAUUCUAUGACCGGUUCCCCUGGUUCCGCUUGGUGGGCAGGGCCUUUGUCUAUCUCAGUAAUCUGCUGUACCCUGUGCCGCUGGUGCACCGUGUUGCCAUUGUAAGUGAAAAGGGAGAGGUCAAGGGCUUCCUGAGGGUUGCUGUGCAAGCCAUUUCAGGUUCCUUGUGUUACCCUCCAGCUGAUGAGGAGGCCCCAGACUAUGGCUCUGGUGUUCGGCAAUCAGGGACUGCCAAAAUUUCUUUUGAGGACCAGCAGUUUGAGAAGUUCCAGACAGAGUCCUGCCCUGGAGGCAUGUCCCGUUCUGGGACAUCCCAGGAGGAGCUGCGCAUUGUGGAAGGAGAGGGGCAAAACUCUGAGAUGAGUCUUUCUGCAGAUGAGGUCAACAACAACACAUGUACAGCUAGUCCAGAGGACCUGGACAGCCCACUGAAGGCCAAUCAGGAGGGGUCCUUGGAUGGGUCCCUGGAGCACCUGAGGAUCGGCAGUGUCUUCACCUUCAGGGUGACAGUCUUACAGGCCUCCAGCAUAUCUGCAGAGUAUGCCGACAUCUUCUGCCAGUUCAACUUCAUCCACCGGCAUGAUGAGGCUUUCUCCACUGAGCCACUGAAGAACACUGGACGUGGACCUCCCCUGGGGUUCUACCAUGUGCAGAAUAUUGCAGUUGAGGUGACAAAAUCCUUUGUGGAGUACAUUAAAACCCAGCCCAUUGUUUUUGAGGUGUUUGGGCACUACCAAAAACAACCCUUCCCACCACUCUGCAAAGACCUUAUCAGUCCACUGCGCCCCUGUAGAAGGCAGUUCCCUCGAGUUAUGCCCCUUUCCAAACCAGUGCCUGCCACUAAGCUGACCACCCUGACUCGCUCCACGGCUGGGCCUUGCCACUGCAAGUAUGACCUCAUGGUAUUCUUCGAGAUCUGCGAGCUGGAGGCUAAUGGAGACUACAUCCCUGCAGUAGUGGAUCACAGAGGUGGUAUGCCUUGCCAUGGGACCUUCCUGUUGCACCAGGGCAUUCAGAGAAGAGUCACGGUGACCAUAGUGCAUGAGACAGGGAGUGAUAUUGAGUGGAAGGAAGUCAGGGAGCUGGUUGUGGGGCGCAUCCGCAAUACUCCAGAGGCUGACGAAACCAUCAUUGAUCCCAACAUCCUGUCUCUCAACAUCCUGUCUGCAGGAUACAUUCGCCCUAUGCAAGACGACAGACAGUUUCUUGAUUCGGAUAUGCCUAGCAUUUCGUUGGGAGUUGACCAUAGGACCUUCUACCGUUUUGAGGCUGCCUGGGAUAGCUCAAUGCACAACUCCCUCCUGCUGAAUCGCGUGACUCCGUAUGGAGAGAAAAUCUACAUGACCUUGUCUGCUUACCUGGAGAUGGAGAACUGUACCCAGCCCACAGUGAUAACCAAAGACUUCUGCAUGGUGUUUUACUCACGAGAUGCCAAACUUCCUGCUUCCCGCUCCAUCCGCAAUCUGUUUGGGAGUGGGAGCCUGAAGGCCUCAGAGAGUAACCGCGUCACUGGUGUUUAUGAAGUCAGUCUGUGUCACCUAGCAGAUGCAGGAAGCCCAGGUAUGCAACGGAGGCGCAGGAGGGUCCUGGAUACCUCAGUGGCAUAUGUCCGUGGGGAGGAGAACCUGGCAGGUUGGAGGCCACGCAGCGAUAGCCUCAUACUGGAUCACCAGUGGGAGCUGGAUAAACUGAGCCUGCUGCAAGAGGUGGAAAAGACCAGGCACUAUCUGCUCCUGAGGGAGAAGCUGGAGACCACACUAAUGCUGGGCCAGGAGUCACUGUCAUCCUGUGGCAGUGAAGAUCAGGGUGAAGCAUGUCAGUCCUCCUCAGAAAAUGGCAGUCUCGGGCCUAGCGUCACACUUGACAGCCCCAAUGAGCGGCAGAGAGAGCUGGCUGCUAAGUGUCUGCGUCUCCUCACUCACACCUUCAACAGGGAGUACAGCCACGUCUGUAUCAGUGCCAGUGAGAGCAAGCUUUCUGAGAUGUCGGUGACACUGUUGAGGGACUCCACCUCAGCCUCCACUCUGAGUACCCUGACCCCGUCCUCCACAUGUCCCUCAUUGGUGGAGGGACGCUACAGCAACACUGAGCUCAGAACCCCAAUGCCCCGGUCUCGCUCUGUCAGCCCUGAUCCUGACUCACUACAGGAAGGAGAGAUAAAGAAGUCCCCAAGUGGAGCUCUGGGGGCCAAAGCAAAAGCCCGCAUUUUUGUUCCUGACAUCCAGGAGAUCCGUGUCAGCCCUAUCGUGUCGAAAAAGGGGUACCUGCACUUCCUCGAGCCGCACACCAAUGGGUGGGUGAAGCGCUAUGUUGUGGUGCGUCGGCCGUACGUCUACAUUUACAACACAGAGAAGGACAGUGUGGAAAGAGCCAUCCUGAACCUGUCCUCUGCACAGGUGGAGUACAGCGAAGACCAGCAGGCCAUGCUCAAGACCCCCAACACCUUUGCAGUGUGCACUGAGCAUCGUGGGAUACUCCUUCAAGCCAGCAAUGACAAGGAAAUGCAUGACUGGUUGUAUGCCUUUAACCCUCUCCUUGCUGGAUCCAUCAGAUCAAAGCUUUCCAGGAGAAGAGCUGGACAGAUGAGGAUCUGAUAUGAGUGAUGAGACCCCGCCCCCAACAUGACUUGAGAAAAAGAGAAUGAGACAAAAUGAGAAAGACUAAUCCUGUAUAUAGAUCACCAGACCUAACACCCUGACCCUGUGCUGUAUCUGUCCUCCCCUGCAACUUGCCUGUUUCUGCACAUGCUCAGUUUAUUACAACCAACCAAAACUGUACGCAAGGCCCAAUGGUGCUCAACAUUGCUGCAUGUACGGCUUUGUAACCUAUGGGCUGAGUAAUCAGAACACCCAUUCUCAGGGCAACCAGGCCCUAGCUCACUAGAAUAUUCCACGUUAGGGGAGCGAAGGGGGGAGAGGAAUGGUGUCUUACUAGCUCCUUAUUUCUAGAGUGGCUGCCUGUAUAGAUAUCAGCAGUGCUUUAGACUGCCCUUUUUGAGCUCUGUAGUAAAUGAGCUUCAACCUACAGUGGUGUAAAUCAUUUCACCAUACAAACUACCCUGCCACAAAGCCAUAAAUGUAAUUUUCAUAGUAUCAGAGAGUGGGAAAAAACACAUACUUUUCCCACACAGCUCCUUUAGCUAGCAUAAAUUAGAAUAGGAACAUCUUAAACAUAGUGGUCUAUCUAUUAGUAUAGUGAAACAGUUCAUGGGUACCUCUGCAGCAGAGGUCAGUAUUUCAAGUCAGUGAAAAUCAAGUAUUUCUACAUUAAUUCCACAGGAUCUUCUUCAUCAUUUUAAAUGAUCAAAUUGGUACAUCAUAACUGACAGAGCCUUUGGAAAGCACUCCCUCUCCACAUUCCAUUUAAUUUCUACUACUGCUAAACUUUUUUGGACAGUGUAGGAUCCUUAAUAUUGAUAUAAUCUCCAGUGUCCUUUCAUAGAGAAGUUCUUAUUUUGUUAUUGUGCUCCAAGAUUUCGACAUACUCUGGCAAUAGGAGAAAUAUUUUGGCUUUGAAAAGCAUAAAUCCUCAUGUGCACCCACUUUCUCAUAAUAAGGUCCCAUAAUGCUCUGCCCACUCCUGAAAACAUAUUUGGUAGUUGUUAGCUCAGACAAGGCAAAGUCAUCAACUUCUGAUCUGUUUCUGUGAGCUUAUGCUACAUAAUUAUUUGCUUUAAUUGAUUUUUCUUUGCAUCUUUGAAAACAUGUACAUUCAAGUAUUUAACCAUAGAUUUGUUUCUUUGAAAUGUAUUUAUUUACAAAAACAUAUUUUUUAAUGAAGUACAGAAAAAUUUCUGCAUAUGGCACUUUUUAUUAUGUUUCCCCAACGUCUUAAUUGCCCUCAUUACUAACCAAAAAAAUAUAUUUUGGGGGGAAAGCUGAUACAGGGAUUGUAGCUGCUAUGUAGAUUGUUUAAACUAAAUAAUUCUACCAUUUAAUAUAUUGAAAAAUUACAUCUAAGCGUACAUCAGAUGUCUCUCUUAUACUAUUAAGACCAGCUCGUUAGCCACCAUCUAAGCAUCUGGGUAGAGUGUAUGAGGAUUGUGCACCAAAAAUCAAAAACACUGCUAUAAUAUCCUUGACAUUUUAAACAACAUAUGAUUAUGAUCUAUUCAAACAGAAGAGUCACGACUUCUAAAAUCAUGUAUGUCUAUACUGAAAUCUGUCAUAUUUUCUGAAACCACUAAAGUGCCCCAUUUGCAGGAAAUAAUAGGAUAUUGAGUCUGUGAUGGUUGUGAGUGAAAGUGUAUCUGUACACAUGUGGCAUUAGGAAGCACAUUUCUUUUCUUUAAUUGCUGCACCAACCUUUACCUUCUUAUGCUGCUGUCACGCCCCUGUUCAUAUCGACUGAUUUUGCCUGUCGUAUCAUCAUGUAGCAUCUAAUGCCCAUCUUCUAGCCUAUGAUCCACAGUAUGUAUACAGGCAAAUAUACAACACAUAGCAGGGGUACUGUUUGUAAAUUGAGUGUACAUGUUAAGAUUUGUCACAUAAAGCAUUUUAUAGACAUACUAGUGACAAGUAUCAAUGAUACAUUUAUACAAAUACGUAUUGAUAUAAUAUGAGAAUCCUAUCAACCCAUGGAUGCAUCCUAAUGUUAUUCCUGAGAAUGGAUGGAGCUUUUCUCCAGUCUUCUUGGCUCUAAGCCUCCUCCUUUCUUGUGAAACGUCUGAUAAUGGUCUUGCCUUUUCCACAAGUUCACAGCAGACAUUUUCUAGCCUAGCUUGGUUUUCUCUUGAUUUUUUUUGACACACUGUAUUGUCUGUCUUUCCGUCCCACUUUCGAUCAAGUUAACCAGAAGCAUUAAAACAAUUAUUUUCUUAUGUACUUAGCUUGUUCAUUACUCCUUCUAAAACCCUCAGUUUCAGAGCAUGUUGAAAUGCCUUGAAUCAAACGUGCGCUAUGUCCCUGAAUUCAGAGUUUAAGGGUAUUUUUAUUGUAUCUAAGUGGUGACUAAAACCAUUAAUUUUUUUUUGAUUCUGCAUUGGACAUUGUUAGUGGUAGCCAAUUAAUUUAUGAAGUAUACUGCUAAGAAAUUCAGAGAGGAAGUAAAAACAAACAUGUUUUACAGUGGUCAGCCAACGAGUAAAUAUUCACCUAUUCAACAUACAAGUAAACCGAUACUGUUCAUAAUAUAUGUGCACCAUCUUCUUUCCCUCAAGUUGACUAGGAAGAAACGAAUAAUAAUAAAUAUAUGUUGUAAAGACCCAUGAAACUACUGAAUGUGCCCAUAUGAAGCUUCACUGAUUCACACAUGUAGUCCUCAGGUGGCUGGUUUUGCCUUGUCAUCCAAAGCAGCAUCCUGUACAUAUUUUACCAAACACUUUGUCCAGUCAGUUUAAUAGAAGUGAUCAUCAGCUGUAAUUAUGUCUGUCCAAGGCAGGCAUAUCAUGUUAGAUUCUGGACCCCUCGUGUGUCUGAAUUAUAGGAAGCAAGCUGUGACUGGACAUGCCUUUGGCUGAGCAGCUAUUGGAGUACAGCCUGCAGCCCUAUUGCUUCCUGUGUGUUUUGACAGAGAUGCGGGAGUCAUCUGGAGAGAGCAGUUUGGUUGAAUUCCCCAGCUGCUUUUGACAGCACUGGGUAUAAAAGUGCGCCUGAGGCCAGCCAACCUACAGAGCGCACUUAGUUCAGUGAGUUCAUCUGCUCUUGGAAUGUAGGACAAAAUCCUGACAUGUAGUGGGGUAAAAAGUAUAGUCUGGGAGAAUUCAGUUGGAUUUUGCUUCAUCUAAAAAAUAGACUGCUUUAAAUCUGAUUAUAAAUAAAAGAAGAAUAAAACUUUUGAGUCAUCCUUCAAUACUAUAGGUGCAUUCCUUCCCCCUAUCAAUAUUUCUAGGCAUAUUUUGUUAAAAUCUUUACACAAUUUAGGGGGAUUGGAGACUUAACAGGCAUAAAUGUAUGUUUUCUUUUAUGGUCACAGUCUUGUUCCAUAAACCUUAUUAAGAUUUACUAAUUGAUUAUGCUUCAUAAUGAAACCCAGCAGAGAUUGAAUUGUUAUUUGGGAAAAUGUCUAUUAUGGCAUGCAGUGAAUAUCAAAUGAACUUACACAGUAUAAAACAGGGGUCUUUUAAAAUAUAUAUUUAAAUUCUAGAAAAGUAUUUUUAAGUCUUGGAGUCAAUAAUAUUUGAACAAUAACACUGGGUGCUAAAACAAUAUUCUUGCUAAAAUGGCAUUUUGUGACCACCCUAGUUGAGAAUUAGAGUAACAUUUUGCAUGGUUACCAUGGCAUAUUUACAAGUUAUUAAUGUCGGAUCUAUUAUCAGAUUGUCACACAUUAUCUUAUGUUUCCUGUCUAAGUAUUAUCUUUCAUACAUUACUCAUUGGCUGCUCUUAUGUUUGUAAUUUAAGUGGACAAUAUUGCGGUACUUUUGGGUUGAAAUGAAGGAAUACAGUUACAGUAUGGUGACAGAAAAAGACCUGGUACACCUAAUAAUGUAGAUAUGUAGCACUGAGCGCAUGUGUUAUAAUUGAGUUCUGUUUAUUGUUUGGUGCUUUGAACAAGUCAAAUAAACUGCUAAAUAACAAAGCUGUUAUAUCAUUGGUGUUGGCCUGAAUAACAACAAAUAUCCACUCAAGUAUACUACAUCUUUGUUACCAAACUGUGGUAUUGUCAGUGCACCAAAACAAAUGGGACAUAGACCAGAGGGGUUUUGUUGUACAAAAUUCACUUAUUUUAACCUGCUCAGUUCUGAGGCAGUUAACUUUGGAUGUGAUGUUCUAUACUUCCUACAUAUGCGAAAGUUACUUUUACUCCAUUCUCCCCUGACCAAGAACAGCCAUCACUCACCACACAUCCCAGCAAAUGUCUUCAAAGCAGCACGUUUUAAGUUAUUUUCCUUUAUUAUUUCUGUGCUUCCAUAUCUGAGUAAUACCCAAGGAUUCCUCCUCAUUAGCUAUGUUAAACUGAAUCUAUAAUAAGUUUCCAUUUUUCUUCAAGUUUCUAUUUUCUCUGUAUAUAAACACGAUUGCUGUGGACAGUGUAUUAUACAGCUGUAACCAGUUUGUACCAUCCUGAAUGGGCAGUAGUUUAAUCAAUGUCUUGAACUAUUUUGAGUGUUGGAGUUAAAGAGUCAAAUGUUUGUGUACACUUAACACAUUGUCGGAUGUUAAAUAAACGUGAAACUUAUGCAA